CGGCACGGAGACGAGGUGGCCGUGAUCCCGCCGCUCAGCGGAGGCUAAACGCACGUCACAGGUUCCCCCAUAACCAGUGAUGGAGGAUGGACGGGGUCUGGACCUGAUUAAACUCACCACAGACAAACUCUCCACUGAUGCUGUGUCAGAAUCGGUGACAUGUUCCUCCUGUGGAGCCAUUUCAUUAUUCAUCGGAACCACCAGAGAUCAUUUCGAGGGAAAGAGGGUCGUUCAGCUGGAAUACGAAGCGUAUGUGCCCAUGGCGGAGUCGGAGAUGAGGAAAAUAUGCGCUGACGUGAGAAGAAGAUGGCCGACAGUCCGACACAUCUGCAUCCAUCACAGACUCGGCGUGGUUCCUGUUACCGAGGCCAGUGUGAUUAUCGGAGUCUCGUCACCUCACCGCAGUGACUCUCUGGAGGCCGUGAAGUACGGAAUAGAUGCUCUGAAAUCCACUGUCCCCAUCUGGAAAAAGGAGAUCUAUGAAUCGGAGGAGCCAUGCUGGAAAGAGAACAGCGAGUGUCUGUGGACAGGAAGUCGUGCCGAGAGAAAAACGACUUGACCUUUGGACUGUAACGAGCUCCAGGGCUUUUAUCUCUAAGCGGGGUCGUGAACCCACAGCUUGCGAGUGAGAUGUGGCUUUUUUCCUUGUUUUAAUAUGACUCGGCAAUAUUCGAGCAAAUUACAAAAAUAUAUAUAUAUGUCUAUUUAAGAGAUGUUUCAAAUCUAAACAAAUAUACUGCCAGGCUCAGAACUAGAAAUGAAGCAUUUGUGGGAGGAAAAAAAGAUCAAAUGUAAAGCAAAAUGUAUAUAUUCUUCGCUCUUGUGUGCUGAUUUAAAGAAAUAAAACACGUGCAGAUA
Molecule: messenger RNA, 858 nt
Organism: Ictalurus furcatus (blue catfish)
Lineage: Eukaryota; Metazoa; Chordata; Actinopteri; Siluriformes; Ictaluridae
Product: molybdopterin synthase catalytic subunit-like
Exons: 5
Coding region: 80-559 (159 amino acids)
Biological process (GO): Mo-molybdopterin cofactor biosynthetic process
Cellular component (GO): cytosol
Molecular function (GO): molybdopterin synthase activity
Source: RefSeq, a predicted model, not a curated record